AUGGCGUCGGAAGAGGAGGGUAUCAACUCGCGCAAGAGGCGCAAGCUUGACCCUCCGAAAGCCACCCCGUAUAUCUUCAAGCCGCUCUUCGACCAGGUGCCCGUGACAGCCGAUGAUGCGGCGGAGGACGUACAUAUUACUUGCGUGGAGUAUUGGAAUGAUAAUUUGUAUAUCGGAACGUCCGCUGCAGAGAUCCUGCAUUUCGUCUGUCUCCCGCCUGACCCGUCCGACUCGAACGAACCGUCCUUCAUCCUCGCUUCGAGAUUACCUAUUCACUACUCUCAGACCUCCUCGGUUCCAACUAAGUCAGGUAUACAACAAAUCCUUAUCCUACCCACCGCGAACAAAGCGUGCGUUUUGUGCAAUGGAACGGCUACUUUCUACAUGCUGCCGGAGCUCAGCCCGGCCUUCGGCGGCAACACUCAGGUCAAAAAUUGUCGUUGGAUUGGAGGCUUGGACCUUAAUAUCGGACCCGCUGAGCCGGAAAACCCCGUUGUGAUGAUCUCGACUCACAGCCGUCUCAUGUUGGUGAAAAUUGGUGAUGGAGCUCGUCUCGUCAGGAACAUUGAAUGUGGAACACCAGCAGAAGAUUCCUCUAUUCCCGAUAUCCUUUGCCGACGAGAUGCAAAACCCCGGUCAAAUAGAGGAUAUGCCAGUUCCGUCUGCUCCCAAAUCACCGCUAUCAAAAGCGAGUUCGCCACCGGACGAGAGUCCCGGUCAUGGACGGAGCUCCAGUUUGAAUACGCUGGCGGGGAUGUUGCAGCCUUCGGCACCUCCACGGUCCGCGUCGAAAGAUCGAUCAAGGUCCCUGACGCCGGAGCAAUCGGAGUCCGAGACGCCCAGAAGAUCAGUGUCAAGGGAGCGUGGCAGGCUGUUGCAGAUGAACAGAAACCUCUACCACCUCUGCCUAAGCAGCCUUCAACCCAACUCAGACCUCAUAUCCUCUCGCCGACCCCGUCCGAGUUCCUAUUAGUCAGAGGCUCUGAUGAAUCGGAACCAGGCGUUGAAUAUGACGAAGACGGCCAAACAAGAAAAUUUUUGGAGGUACAGCCUUGGGAUGUUGACCCAGCAGAAGCCGAGGAUUACAAGAGUUGGGUAGAGAUACCCUCAAUACAAGCUGACCGGACAAAACAUGUCGGAAUCAGCCACACACUCAGUCCCACACAGUUGGAGAUUCAAAAUCUGGCGAAGCUGUUGCGUAUGGUUCGCUUGAAAACUCCCGCCUUAGCAGUAUACGCACCUGCAGCGGACCCAAGAACUCAGGCUUCGAUUGAGCAACUACAGAAAGAGAAAGAGCUGUUUGAGUCCCAGGAGCUGACCGAGGCUAGUGAACCUAAGAAGGCUACAGAUUGGGAAGCCGAACGAAACGCCGAAGAGGCGAAGAUAGCGCAGAACAUUGGCAGGACGCAGAGUAGCCUUGUCUUGUGGGCAGGGAAUCAGAUCUGGCGCAUUGUGAGAAAUCCAUUGACCACGCAGCUCAACGAUGUUCUGCAAAACGCCCAGGUAGUAGUCAACGAUGGGCACACCCUUGAUAGGAAGGCGGUUUGGCACGUAAUUGAGACAGUUCAGCAAACCGAACCCAGGUCAGAAGCAGAAUUCCUGGGCCUAAGCUUACUAAAGCAGAAGUCUAGCCUUCUUCUUUUCGGCGAUCUUCUUUUCAUGGAUCCCACAGCUAGGAAUGAUGAGGUUAUCGACACGACAGAGAAAGCACUCAUCGUCGGAGACUUGGAUCCACGCAUAGCCAUGAUACUUAUUCCUCUUUUACGUACUGAGACUCUGCAAAGCCCUCAAGGAGUAUGGGUUCAUGCAGGGCUGGCGGAAACGGCGGAGGCUUACUUGCGAAAAACCGACGAAGCGGGAAUGUCGAUCACAGGGUUCUUCGAUGCUAGGAUUCUGGACAUGAUGAAACGAUUCCUGCUCUCAUGGCAGCAGAAGCGCGGUUAUGGCAGUAUAUCAGACGAAACCUACGUUUUUGACAGUGUGGAUGCUGCUCUCCUCCGUCUUCUUCUUGCGCAAUGGGAUAGUACCACGAAGGAACAGGCUGCCUCUUUGGGGCUCCGUACUGAGCUUAACAAGCUUGUCGAUAACUGGAAGGGCAACUUUGACCAUGCGGUCUCGCUCUUGGAAAGCUACCACCGACUGUAUGCCUUGAGCCGACUGUACCAAAGUCGCAAGAUGUCUGGGAACGUCCUGAAGACCUGGCGGCGGAUCAUCGAAGGGGAGACAGAUGCCGGUGGUGAAAUAACCCCCGCCGGCGUCGAGGUACAGAUGCGGCGGUACUUGGUCAAGAUUAAAGAUGUGCAGCUUGUUGAAGAGUACGGCUCGUGGCUCGCCCAGCGGAAUCCCCAGCUUGGUAUCCAAGUGUUCGCGGACAACUCAAGUCGCGUUAAACUUGAUCCAUCUGACGCUGUGGCUCUUCUCAAGGAACGCGCACCGAACGCUGUCCAGGAUUACUUGGAGCACCUUGUUUUCUCAAAAAAUUAUGUACAAUAUGCCGACGACCUCCUUCAGUACUAUCUCGACACCGUGAUAACUGUGCUCGAAACCUCCCCUGAAGCCCGAGCUUCUCUGUCUGAGUCCUACUCAACCUACCGUGCCCUCCAACCACCCAAACCUACCUACAUGAAUUUCAUCAAAGAGAACUUACCCUCAAAUCCCUGGUGGCAGUCACGAAUGCGUCUUCUCCAGUUGCUCGGAGGAGGCAACACCACCCAAUUCACAUCUGCUCCCACACCUAGCCUCAACUAUUCGAUCCCCGCCGUCCUCGCUCGUAUCGAGCCCUUUCAGAACGAGCUAGUUUCCGAAUCCAUUAUUCUAGACGGAUUACAAGGUCGACACCGGGAGGCUCUUCGUUUGCUCACCCACGGGUUAGGUGAUUAUGAUGCCGCCACGCGGUACUGUCUAUUUGGUGGCCCUCGGAGCACCAGCUCCACUGGUGCCCCUUUGGAGUUCGCCGAAAUGUCCCGCCAAUCCGAACUAUUCCGGUAUCUACUGGACGAGUUUCUGCAAAUACGCGAUCUGUCUGAGCGAAUUGAACGCACCAGUGACCUUCUGGGACGAUUCGCCGCGUGGUUCGACGUUCGUGAAGUCCUCGACAUCAUCCCAGACGAUUGGAGCGUAGAAAUCCUCAAUGGAUUCCUGGCGCAUGUGUUCCGUGUGCUGGUGUCGGAGUCACGGGAAGUGAGGAUUGAGCGGGCGCUCUCAGCAGGCCAGAACCUGCGCGUAGCCGCAGAGUAUAUCUCAGGGGUGGAGAAGAUCGGGGGCUGGGUUGAGGACGAGGAGGGACUGAAGCAGUUGCGUGGAGGGCACGUGCAAACCAACGCCGGGCGGGAAACGACGGAUAGCGAUUUCGGGGAGAUGGUUGAGGCUGGGAACUGA
Molecule: messenger RNA, 3378 nt
Organism: Aspergillus nidulans FGSC A4
Lineage: Eukaryota; Fungi; Ascomycota; Eurotiomycetes; Eurotiales; Aspergillaceae
Product: protein vps3
Exons: 6
Coding region: 1-3378 (1125 amino acids)
Biological process (GO): vesicle-mediated transport
Cellular component (GO): cytoplasm
Source: RefSeq, a predicted model, not a curated record